CCGGACGCGAGGCUGCUGCCCGGCGGGGGCAGUUCCGAGCCUCCCGCCUGCGCGCGCGACCUGGGGAAGCGCGGCCCUCGGGAACCGCGAGCCUGGGGAGAUCUGCCUUCUGGAGACUGCACCCAUCCUCGGGGGAGGAGCCCAGAGGAGGACAUGGCUGCGGAGCAAAGGGAAGCAGGGUCUCAGGUGUCACUGAUGUUCGAGGAUGUGGCUGUGCUCUUCAGUCGGGAUGAGUGGAGAAAGCUGGAUCCUUCUCAGAGAAACUUGUACCGAGAGGUGAUGCUGGAGAACUAUAGUCACCUGGUCUCUCUGGGACUCCCAUUGACCAAACCAAAAGUGAUCUCACUGUUGCAGCAAGGAGAAGAUCCGUGGAAGGUAGAGAGAGAAAGUCCUGGCAGACCCUCUCUAGGAUGUAAGAGCAGUCCUAAAACCACAAAAUCAACUCAAACUCAAGACUCAUUUCAAGGGUUGAUAAGGAAAAGACUAAAAAGGGAUGAACCCUGGGACUUCAUAUUAGAAAAACCCUGCAUAGAUGAAGAUAGAUUAAAGAAAUGGGACAAAGCUGAAAGUUUACAAAUAAUUUCAAUCACUCAUACAAAAAUCCUCACCAUAGGUGGAAGCCAUAAAAAUAAUGAAUUUGGCCAAAACUUCAACCUGAAAUCAGUCUUCAUUAAGCAACAGAGGUUUGCUAUAGAAAAAACACCGUCAAAAUAUGAAAUACAAAGAAAUAGCUUCAAGCAGAAUUCAAAUUUACGUAACCAACCAAAGAUCAAGGCAGCAGAGAAACACUAUAAAUGUAAUACAUGUGAAAAAGCCUUCAUUCACAAUUCAUCUCUUCGUAAACAUCAGAAAAACCACACUGGAGAGAAAUUAUUUAAAUGUAAAGAAUGUUUAAAAGCCUUCAGCCAAAGUUCUGCUCUUAUUCAACAUCAAAGAACUCAUACAGGAGAGAAACCCUAUAUAUGUAAAGAAUGUGGGAAAGCCUUCAGCCAUAGUGCAUCCCUUUGUAAGCACCUAAGGACCCAUACUGUGGAGAAAUCCUAUAGAUGUAAAGAAUGUGGUAAAUCCUUCAGCAAAAGGUCUGGCCUGUUUAUACAUCAGAAAAUCCAUGCUCAAGACAAUCCCCACAAAUAUAAUCCAGGUAGGAAACCUUCCAGUUGUAGUACUUCCCUUUCUGGAGGUCAAAGAAUUCAUUCCAGAAAGAAGUCCUACUUGUGUAACGAAUGUGGCAACGCCUUUAAGUCUAGCUCAUCCCUUCGUUAUCAUCAGCGAAUUCACACUGGAGAGAAACCUUUUAAAUGUAGUGAAUGUGGGAGAGCCUUCAGUCAGAGUGCAUCUCUUAUUCAACAUGAAAGAAUUCACACUGGAGAAAAGCCCUACAGAUGUAAUCAGUGCGGAAAAGGCUUCACCUCUAUUUCACGACUUAAUAGACACCUAAUAAUUCAUACUGGAGAGAAAUUGUAUAAUUGUAAUGAAUGUGGUAAAGCCUUAAGUUCCCACUCAACACUUAUUAUACAUGAGAGAAUUCACACUGGAGAGAAACCGUGUAAAUGCAAAGUGUGUGGGAAAGCCUUCAGACAGAGUUCAGCUCUCAUUCAACAUCAGAGAAUGCAUACUGGAGAAAGACCCUAUAAAUGUAGUGAGUGUGGGAAGACAUUCAGGUGUAAUUCAUCCCUUAGUAAUCAUCAGAGAAUUCAUACUGGAGAGAAACCAUAUCGAUCUUCUAGAGACGUGGCUGAAUUCCCCGAACAACUAUGCGCGGAACAGCCCAUGUCGUGGGCUCCCUGUGUUCUUGGCUUUACUGUAAAAAUGAAUAACUUCCAAGAGGAAACUCAGUUCACCCGGCUGGGGCACCUGGUGAGGAUGCUGGCCGUGCGCUGCCAGGACCCAGUGGACAGCGUCCGCUCCUUGUCUGCCGAGCCCGUCUACAGCCUCUCCUACUCUGGGGCUGUGGGCAGGCAUUUGCUGCAGCGGCCUUGGCACCAGCUUCUGCGAUGUAUUCUGUGGCCCCUGCUGAUCUGGCCUCUGGAGCCCCAGAACUGUGCCUUGGUUGAGGAAAUUGUGGAGGGCGUCCUUGAACAGCUCAACUCGAAUCUGGAGCCCAGCACAGAGGAGGAGGCCCUGCAGGCCAUGUGCUCUCUGGCUGGCAGCAAUACCUGCACUGUGGUCCCCGUGCUGCCCAGCAAGCCCCCGGCCUGGGACAGCUGUACCCUGGAGGUAGUGAAGUUCGUGCUACUGGCAGCUGCCUACAAGGGUGUGGUGUCCUACACAAAUGAUCACGACUGCUGGGACCUUCUUUUCUAG
Propithecus coquereli (Coquerel's sifaka) is the source of this 2304-nucleotide messenger RNA. Its product is annotated as zinc finger protein 354B-like. Gene Ontology annotation, biological process: regulation of DNA-templated transcription. The coding region runs from base 154 to 2304 and encodes 716 amino acids. The record is from RefSeq and is a predicted model, not a curated record. The transcript is spliced from 10 exons. Lineage: Eukaryota; Metazoa; Chordata; Mammalia; Primates; Indriidae.